AUGUUGGACUUAUUGUAUGGAGUUGGAAAUAUUGAAGAUCAAGGUAAAAUUAAUGGAGAAACUACAAAUAGAGGUAAUAAAUUAAAAUUAGGAUCCAAUAAAGUUCAUAGAGAUAGAAUUAAUGGAUAUAAUAAUGAUAAUGAACCAGAAGAACAAGUACAUUAUAAUCAUUCCAAAAGAUCCAUUGUUAAGAGAAGAAGAUUAGAUACUUAUGUUUAUGAUUAUAAUCCAACAGAUUUAUUAAAUUCUACAACAUCAACAAAUGGUCAAGAACAUUUAGAAAUUGAUGAAGAUGAUGAUCCAUAUCAUCAAAUUGACAUUGAAAAAAUCUUGGCACCAAUUUCUCAUCCUUCAGAUAUUGUUACACGUUCUUCAUUAUCAAGAACUUAUAAUUCAGAUGUAUUGAAAAAAUUAGCUCAACAAGCUAUUGAAACUAUAGAGAGAGAACAAAAUAAUGUUAUUCAAUUAUCAAAAUUAUUAGAUACGUUAUUAGGUGAAGAUUGUGGUCCUUUAUUAGAAGCUCAAUUAUUAUUACCUGAAUAUAAUCAUAAUUUAACAUCAAUAAAUCAAGAAGAAGAGACUCCAGAACAAACACAACAACAACAGCAACAACAAUUAGAAAAUCAAGAAGAACCACAAAUUGAUAUUUUAGAUAAAAGAAUAACGAGAAGACAAUCAACUCAAGAAACUGAUCCAUUUUUCGCAUUACCUCAAUUAAAAUUUGAUUCAAAUUUUGGUUUAAAUCCUGAAGAUGCAGAAGAAGCAAGACAAUUAUCACAAAUUUCAUUACAAAGAUCUGAAGAAUUAAUUAGAAAUUUAACAACUUUAAGAAAUGGAUUAGUAAGAGCCGAGACUCUUAAAUCAAAAAUUUUACAAUGGUCAAAAGAAAUUAAUGGAGAUCCUGAUGAAAGUGAUCUUUAUCAAGAUGAAAAAGAAGCUGCUCAAGCUGCAAAUCCUCAACCACCUUCUUCAUCAUCAUCAAGUGUUAAUUCAAAUAAAGAUAAAGAUAAAACUCCUUCAAGAACUUCAACUCCAGAAGUUAGAACAAGUGGUAGACCAAGAAGAUCUGCAAUGUAA
Messenger RNA from Hansenula ciferrii, 1077 nucleotides. It is a transcript of the gene RXT2, whose product is annotated as Rxt2p. Gene Ontology annotation, cellular component: Rpd3L complex; cytosol. The coding region runs from base 1 to 1077 and encodes 358 amino acids. The record is from RefSeq and is a predicted model, not a curated record. Gene Ontology annotation, biological process: negative regulation of rDNA heterochromatin formation; negative regulation of silent mating-type cassette heterochromatin formation. Lineage: Eukaryota; Fungi; Ascomycota; Saccharomycetes; Phaffomycetales; Wickerhamomycetaceae. The transcript is spliced from 2 exons.